AUGGCUGAAAAUGCGAAAUGGUUGGAUGCAUCGUAUUAUCAGAAUAUUCCGAAUUCAGAAGUGAACUGGGCACAACUAGCCCAAAAAUGGAUUCAAAUGCGUGAUGCCGGUGAAUUACCAUCAACAACUUCUGGCGAUUCUAUUCCACCACCACCAGCUGAGGACCCGCCACCACUACCACAUGUGCCACAGGCACCUGAUGGAUUAUCGGUAAAUGGAUCUUUUUUGCCACCUGGUGGGUAUUUGCCUACUCUGCCUGUUGAACCGAAUUUCGUUAAUGGCCCAUCCCCGUGUUGGAUACCACCAAUUCCACCAAAUAAUUUCGGACCUCCACCACCUCCGCCUCCACCUCCACCUGGUGCCGCUUUUCCACCUUUCAUGCCGCCAGUUCCACCAUGGAUGGGUGUCGCUCCUAUACCGCCCGGUUCAUUUCCUCCACCAGUUCCAUACGGUCAUGCAAAACAUAGAAUUGAUGAUGAAGAAGGAGAUGAGGCAAGUUUCUUGAUUCUUUUUAUUCGCAUUUUUCGUAUUUACUACUCGCACUACUUUAACGAAUGGGAUGAGAAACAAAAAGUUACUCGACGCGAUGAUUCGGAGGAUGCGGAAACAGUUCCCGAAGGUGCUAUGGCUCAUUGGCUCAAACCAGGUCCUGGCUGGAUCCCACAAAACUGGUACCAUCCGUCACGUCGUGAAUCUCCGUCUAACUCUCACAACAUGCCUUUUAUUGAUCAGCAGACUCGCAAAGCUUUGCCAGCUUGGAUUCUGGAAGGUUUAGAAAAGGCUGAAUUAGAAAGACAGAAGAAGUAUAUCAAGGAAGCGAAACUGCAAGCCGCUGAGGAGGCGGCCAGAGCACGUCGGGCUGCCAAAGGAUUGGGAAAAUUCGACUCUGAUAGCAGCGAAGAAGGUAAUGAAAAUGAAACCACAAGAGGAGCAACGGAAAAUUUGGAUGGAGAACCAGUAUUUUUGCAGAAAAUAAAGCAACAGCAAGAGCAGUCGACUGACGAUGAAUCAGGAAUCGAUUAUCGUUCAGAAGAAGAAAGGCGGGAAGAUGCACUCAUGCUCUUACGACGCUUCAUGACUGAAAUCUUGCUGGAAACAACAGAUGAUGAGUUGAACCGCAUUGCUAAGGAACAGUUUGAACUUGCUAAACGUUCUGGUACACUUUUUCAAUGA
This is a messenger RNA of Thelazia callipaeda (thelaziosis nematode), 1173 nucleotides long. NCBI's taxonomy places the organism in Eukaryota, Metazoa, Nematoda, Chromadorea, Rhabditida, Thelaziidae. The record is from the annotation of a GenBank genome assembly.